AACAUUUGCUACUAUCUUAAACGCAUGCCAUCGCCCCGUCCUUCCCACGGUCCAGGUCGCUUCCCAGACGCAGGUUGAUUUCGUAUCUGAUUCAGCCCGUCACCUGCCCCCUUCGCCGACGACGCUGUAUCGGAUUCAUCAGGAGAGGAUUCCGGCGAGACGGAGGGGGGCGUCUAGCGAUAGGCUGAAAGGGACACUAUGGCCGCGAGCGGGAACAGUACGGUGCCGUCGGAGUCGGAAGAUCCGGCUGCGGCGACUGAGCUGAUUGAUGGGAGCAACACAGACACAGGACAGGAGAAGCAGAAGAGGAAGAUGGCGGCUGCUGCAGUGGGAGAGGGUUCUGGUGCCUUAUUACCUGUGGCACCCGCCGUUAACACCCCACCACUCCCCUCUUCGCUGCCCUCAAUACCCCAAGUCCGGCAAGCGGAAAGCUCUGCGCGAGUGGAACAUGGAAUGCAGGAGGAUCUCCAAACUUGCUGCAAAAGAUCCUCGUAGGCGUCUUCCUACUGUCAUCGAGCCCAAGGACCCAGCCACCUCCGACAGUGUGGCCAGCCCAAGGGACAAGGCUCUGGUGCGGGGUGUGGGGCGCUCCAUCGUUAGCGUUUCUUCUAUCGCACCUGAAGGGGAUGAUGACGUUACCUGCCAAUGCACUGGCAUCUUUGUUGGCUGGAAUGAGACAACAAAGUGCGCUCGAAUAUUGACUACUUCUGAUAUCGUUGAUGGACUUGAUCACAAACCUAAGAUGCAUGUGCGCUUGCCAAAUAACACCGUCAUUGAGGGACAGCUUUUGUUCUUCAAUAAACAUUAUAAUAUUGCUUUGUUGGAGAUUUCAUCAGAGUCAGACUUACCAUUGCAGCUCCCUUCUUUUGGGUCUAACCCAAACUAUGGUCAGGAGGUCUUUGUGUUGGCUAGGGGUGAAGAGUCAAACCUAAUGGCUAGGCAUGGGAGAAUCUUGUGGACUGAUGGACUAGAUUAUUUUGGGCUCAACUACUGCAUGUUUCUUAGCUGUGAUCUACCACCGAGUGGUGUUGGAGGAGCGGUGAUUGACCUUGAUGGAAAUGUUGUUGGGAUGGCAUUUGUUAGCUUGAAACCUAGUAUUCUUGUCAUUUCCACCAUCAUGACAUGCAUUGAAAUGUGGCUGAAGUUCAGUCGGAUUGCUCGACCUGCACAUGGUUUGCGCUUAAGGACAGUGGAGCUGCUGGAGGUGUCACUCCAGGAGGUGAUCUCUCGUGAUUACAACAUCCACAGUGGUUACAUCGUCGAUGAGGUAGAGGCUGACUCUACUGCUGAGAGGCUUGGCGUUAGAUAUGGUGAUGUGAUUGUUUCAUUUGAUGGGCGGCGUUCUCACACUCUACCUCAGUUGGAAGACUAUCUUCUAUCUCUUGGUUGGAAAUUCUUGGAGAAAAACACUGAGUCAAGCUCCACAAUACUCACGCUUGAAGUUUAUGAUCUCCUUGGACGUAUCACGAGAAACAUCAUCCUGCCUGUAGAAUUCUCUGAUUCUUAACAGAAUAUGAGCUUCUCUUGCUCCAAAUGGUUUUCUUGUGCAUGUGUGCGCGCUUGCAGGUGUCCCAACUCCCAGGGAAGCAGCAACACAGUGCAGCUACCACUAUUUGUUUAAUUACACUUUAGGACUAUAUGCGAUAAUCUUGUAUGUGUUUUCGUUGAAGGUUGCAUCUUGCAAGCUGAUCUUAUUUAUCUCCAGCUAUGUAUCUUAGCACUUGUUUAUCACUAUCUUAGAUAGUGAAUUAUAAAUUAUACCUAAAACUGAAAUUACAUUCUCAGGCAAUUUCGCUCAAUGCAAAAUUAAGUAUGCU
Molecule: messenger RNA, 1817 nt
Organism: Sorghum bicolor (sorghum)
Lineage: Eukaryota; Viridiplantae; Streptophyta; Magnoliopsida; Poales; Poaceae
Product: serine protease HtrA-like
Exons: 11
Coding region: 269-1507 (412 amino acids)
Biological process (GO): proteolysis
Molecular function (GO): serine-type endopeptidase activity; protein binding
Source: RefSeq, a predicted model, not a curated record